AUGGCAGCGGCACAUGCAGCUUGGCUGGUGUACGGCGGCAUGAUCAAGAAGACGACGAAGACGAUGCAGGCAUUCGCUGCCGAGCUGAUCCAGAACCUGAUCAACGAGAUCGUCACCAUGCAAGGCCGCCAGUCCAACCCACGUGCUGAAACAGAACGGCUGGCUCAUUGUCCGGCCCAGGACUUCCAUGUCAAGCCCCUCGCUGCCUUCCUCGACUUUCUCGCCACGGCUGCGGCCGUCACCAUCUCCCUGCCGUCGGGUGUCACUCUCCCGUCCGGCGUCACCCUCCCCUCCGGUGUCACGGUCGUCACUGCUGGUGCGACCACCAGCACCACCCCCGUCGUCAAGCGCCAGACCGCCGCCCUCUCGGCCCUCAGCGGCCUAACCGUCCUCUCCGGCUUCACCCUCGCCACUCUGCAGCAGACCCCGGCCCCUGCGACUGCCACCCGCACCGCCCUAGCCGCGCCGACCCGCGCCUGA
Thermothielavioides terrestris NRRL 8126 is the source of this 480-nucleotide messenger RNA. RefSeq lists its product as uncharacterized. Bases 1 to 480 code for a protein of 159 amino acids. The transcript has 3 exons. Lineage: Eukaryota; Fungi; Ascomycota; Sordariomycetes; Sordariales; Chaetomiaceae. The record is from RefSeq and is a predicted model, not a curated record.